This is a messenger RNA of Cottoperca gobio, 1569 nucleotides long. It is a transcript of the gene rabac1, whose product is annotated as Rab acceptor 1 (prenylated). Gene Ontology annotation, cellular component: Golgi apparatus. Lineage: Eukaryota; Metazoa; Chordata; Actinopteri; Perciformes; Bovichtidae. The coding region runs from base 105 to 728 and encodes 207 amino acids. The record is from RefSeq and is a predicted model, not a curated record. The transcript has 6 exons.
UAGAGAGCAGGAAGUUAAAUAACAACCACAUCACAUCCGUGAACCAGAACAGCAACAAAAGCUCUGAGCCAGUCCAACCAAAGUUCUGCUCUGACAGUCUCGAGAUGCCAUUUGGAGCUCCAACUGGGGAGAACUGUCUUCUCGACAUGGACAGCAAAGCUGGAGAUCUGUUCGGUGCUGAGGAAGCUCAUCCAACUGGCAAAGGUGGAGCUGGAAUCUUGGGAAAGCUCUGGCUCCCAAAAGGCUACUCUGUCGGUAUGGCUAAAGAGUGGAUCGACAGGCGCCGAAUGUCCAUCCGACCUUGGGCCAGCUUCGUGGACCAACGCAAGUUUUCGAAACCCCGCAACUUUGGAGAGUUGUGUCAGAGGGUGGUGAAGAACGUGGACAAUUUCAACAGCAACUACACCUUCAUCUUCAUGGGACUCAUCCUCUACUGCAUCAUCAGCUCUCCCAUGCUACUGAUUGCCUUGGCUGUGUUCGCUGGUGCCUUCUACAUAAUUCACCUCAAGUCCCUGGAGUCCAAACUGGUUAUCCUCGGCAAAGAGCUGAAUCUCCCGCACCAGGUGAGUCUGGCUGGAGCCGUUUCUCUACCUGUGUUCUGGUUGGCCGGAGCUGGAGCUGCAGUCUUUUGGGUUCUGGGAGCGACGCUCUUUGUGAUUGGCUCUCAUGCUGCGUUCCGUGAGCUGGAUGGAUCCGACAUGGAAGAGCUCCUCAUGGAGCCCGUGUGACGAGCAAGGCUGAACCCGCAGCAGCAGCAGCGGCGUGAUCACAGAUGAAACUCCUGGAUCUGUUCCUUAGCUGUGUAUUCCCUGUAUUAGAAUGCACCUUUUCUUGCCUCUGCAGUAGUUGUUGUUACAGACUUUAUUGCCAUUUAGGCAAACUCAUUCACACAUAUAACUUGCCAAAUGCACAAAUUAUUAAUGUGUUAAGCAUUAUUUAAGCACAUUAUCAUGAUUAUAUGCCUUCUCUACAUAUGUAAUACCUUGGAUGCCUCAGGUUUGUGUCAAAUAGCUUCCUGUAACGUUCCUUAUACAGUGACAUAUCUUUCAAUUUAUUAUUAUUAAUAAUAGUAGUAAUCAUUUAUUUUGGUCCCUUUUUUUUUUUUUACAGUUUUCCAAAAAUAUGCAUAUAAAAUAAAUGCAUUACAAUAUUUCUUUAUGUAAAGAUUAUGUACGCAAUAAAUGCAAUGUUUGCAAAAGUGCUAAAAAAUGAUUCAUUAUCCAAAGAAAAAGUGCUAAAAGAAAUAUGCUGAUCAAACUAAAUGUUUUAUUCAAGAGGAUACACAAUCAGAUCUCACAUCGGGUACUUAACGUAGAUUAGUUGAUGAGAAUACAUCUUUAAAGGUCAGCACAUCGUCAUGGUGUUUUGUAUUGGGGGGGGGGGUUGUGGUACUUUGGUGUCUUUAAGCAUAUUUAUCAGCUCAAAACAUUCAGAUCUGAAGGUCAUUUUAGAUAUUUCUUUUUUUGAAAUCCAUUGUUCAUUUGUUUGCAUUUCUCUGUAAUGUUCGGUGUUUUUGUAUUUAAAUUACAUUUUUGUAAGUGCAAUAAACCCCCCCCCCGUGUAAAGAUA